AUGGACAUGAAAAAAACAGUACUUAAUAUACUAACUGGCCGAUGGAUCACCCCAAAGCUAUCCCAAAAGUUGAUUCGUGAAGGUUAUAAAUAUGUUGAUAGACUUUCGGAUUAUUUAGAAAAUAUUGGGACUAUGUAUAUCGGAGAAUUUGAAUUAGAUCCCCUAGCUGACUUCUACUAUCCAGCCUUAAUUCCGCCUUUAUCUGUCUUAGCAAUUAGAGCAGAUAUUUGUGAAAAAUUUAUUAUUAGUGUGGAGUCUGCUGUUAUGGGAGGAAUGA
Messenger RNA from Racocetra persica, 277 nucleotides. The record is from the annotation of a GenBank genome assembly. Lineage: Eukaryota; Fungi; Glomeromycota; Glomeromycetes; Diversisporales; Gigasporaceae.